Messenger RNA from Brachypodium distachyon (stiff brome), 1345 nucleotides. Its product is annotated as aquaporin PIP2-4. Bases 114 to 980 code for a protein of 288 amino acids. Lineage: Eukaryota; Viridiplantae; Streptophyta; Magnoliopsida; Poales; Poaceae. Gene Ontology annotation, molecular function: water channel activity. Gene Ontology annotation, cellular component: plasma membrane. Gene Ontology annotation, biological process: transmembrane transport. The transcript has 4 exons. The record is from RefSeq and is a predicted model, not a curated record.
UAUAUAUACACCUGACCUCUCCCAUCGCCUCACACACACAAACAGCAGCCAAGCGCAAGCUUAAUUAGCCCAGCUGCAGAUCUCCAGCAGCAAGAUCAAGUUAAUUAGCAGCAAUGGCCAAGGACAUCGAGGCGUCGGCGCCCGAGGGCGGCGAGUUCUCGGCCAAGGACUACUCGGACCCGCCCCCGGCGCCGAUCGUGGACUUCGAGGAGCUGACGAAAUGGUCGCUGUACCGCGCGGCGAUCGCCGAGUUCGUGGCCACGCUCCUCUUCCUCUACAUCACCGUGGCCACCGUGAUCGGCUACAAGCACCAGACCGACGUCUCCGCCUCCGGCCCCGACGCGGCCUGCGGCGGCGUCGGCAUCCUCGGCAUCGCCUGGGCCUUCGGCGGCAUGAUCUUCGUCCUCGUCUACUGCACCGCCGGCGUCUCAGGUGGGCACAUAAACCCGGCGGUGACGUUCGGGCUGUUCCUGGCGAGGAAGGUGUCGCUGGUGAGGGCGGUGCUGUACAUCGUGGCGCAGUGCCUGGGCGCCAUCUGCGGCGUGGGGCUCGUCAAGGGGUUCCAGAGCGCCUACUACGUGCGCUACGGCGGGGGAGCCAACGAGCUCAGCGCCGGCUACUCCAAGGGCACCGGGCUCGCGGCAGAGAUCAUCGGCACCUUCGUCCUCGUCUACACCGUCUUCUCCGCCACCGACCCCAAGCGCAACGCCCGCGACUCCCACAUCCCGGUGCUGGCUCCUCUCCCAAUCGGGUUCGCUGUGUUCAUGGUCCACCUGGCCACCAUCCCCAUCACCGGCACCGGCAUCAACCCGGCGAGGAGCUUGGGAGCUGCUGUCAUCUACAACACUGACAAGGCCUGGGAUGAUCAAUGGAUCUUCUGGGUGGGGCCACUGAUCGGCGCCGCCAUCGCCGCCGCAUACCACCAGUACGUGCUGAGGGCCAGCGCCGCCAAGCUCGGGUCCUACCGGAGCAGCAGCUAAGUCCGGCGCUCGAUCCGGGCGGGCGAGGGGGCACUGAAAUGUAGAUAUGCGACAAAGAAGGACGCAUCCACCCCAUUGCUUGUUUAGUUCAGCCUUAUUUUGCAUCAUCAGCUGCUACCGUGCGUACGUUCUUCGGGUUGUAGUCGAUUCGAUCGAUCUUCUGCACAUGGUGCCUCCGUACGUGGCCGUCGAUCCGUUCAUAUGCAUGUCGAUGUCUUCCGAGUUCGCCAUGUCUGCUUGCUCUGCUGUUUGUUCCAAGUGUGUGAUCAUUUCUUUUACUCGCUGUAUGUAUGCAUGUGGAGAAUUUCGGAAUAUUAAAGAAUUGUUGUCAUGUGCAAAUUCUGAAGUACUACUAAUUGCAUACA